This is a messenger RNA of Cladocopium goreaui, 1380 nucleotides long. The record is from the annotation of a GenBank genome assembly. Lineage: Eukaryota; Dinophyceae; Suessiales; Symbiodiniaceae.
AUGCUGUCCCCCAGCGCUUCUACGGCGCCGUCGUCGCGCCCAGCGCUGCUGAUUCGCGUCUCGCAGGGAACAGCGGCGACGUUGCUAGGCCUGGCCGCAGGCCUCAACAUCCGCCAAGCAUCGCUGAACUCGGUCUUUCUGCAACUGCUGGGAUUCUGCUGUGCCCUUUCCGCGCUGCUGGCCACCUCCCGUGUGGUGCGGAGAGAUUGGAAGAAGUGCUUCCUAAGCCUUGGGCUUCUGGCCAAUGUGGCCGCUGUUCUGGCUCUUAUGGACGAGCAUGUGGUGAUUGAAAUCAUCUACGUCUUGGGCUUUCGUGAAGGUUUGUGGCACCUCUUAGGUCUGGUGCUUUGUGCCUUUUGCAUUUCGGCCAACUUCGUGGGCUUGGCCGUGCUGCCGGGCCAGGUCUUCACGGCCAGCCGCACCUUGGACCUGGGCGCUGCGGCCUGGAUCGACCUGGAGGCACGCUCGCCGGUGCCUGUCUGCUGCAUCUCCCUGUCGAUCCGUUGGAGCGUGAAACUCACACUGGUCACGGCCAUGGCUAGCUCGCUGGUGGCGGGUUUCUAUGUGGCCAUGCAUCCCAAGGUUGAGAGUGUUCUUCCCCUCCCUUUAGGCAUCACAUUGGCCCUGCUGCCGCCCAUUGUCACCGGCCUGGGUGCUGGCAGUGCUUGGGCCUGGCCUCAGGUGAUGAACCUCUCAGUUCGCACGCACUUGGCCCGGCGCAGCCUGGCCGUGGCGCUCUUCGGGGCCGUGGCGCUGCUGACGGCCUGGAUAGCGCGGCUACUGGAGUUGCAAAGCAACUGGACCAGUUGCGAGAAUCUGCUGACCGAAUGUUCUGCCUUGGCAAAUCGUGGUGAUUGCGACGCAGCGAGCCAGUAUUUUGACUACAUGAUGGAGCAUUGCAAGAAGGCUUGUCGCGCCUGUGCCAUGUCUCAUUGGGGCUUGGGUGGUGAUCUUCUUCUGGUGCUCCACACUACGGUUGUGGUGCAGACCUUGAGAUUUGCUUUUCUCUUCCACCAGUCCACCAUGCAAUUGGUCAUUGCUGACCAUUUGACCGAGCCAGAGACGCCUUUCCAGGCCUUUGAGGAAACUACGGCGCCCAAGGCGUGGCCCCGGAAUGAGACGGAACUGGUCGAAGCAGCACAUGCCACAGCUCGUGGCUCCAGCAGUGUAGAGGACUCAAGGACUCAGCACCAGGAGCCCAACGAAGCAGCGCGGAGUUUGUUGGCGGAGCACCAGGCAGAUGCUGAGAGCGCCAGUCCACUGCCGCGUGUGAUGGAGCCGGAAGCCGACCUGCCGUCCUUGGGAUCGCCGCAGGACCGCAAGUCGGAUGAUGACGAUGCCAGCUUCUACGAGUGCGAAUCGCUUGCUGGAGACCAGUGA